AUGGAGGGCGGCGGCGGGUACCCGAUCGGGUUCCGGUUCAAGCCCAAGGAGGACGAGCUCGUCGACUACUACCUCCUCCCCAGGCUGCAGGGCCGCCCGGCCGUGCCCAACGGCUCCGUCGUCGAGGCCAACGUGUACGCGUGCCACCCGGAGACGCUGAUCAACGAGCACAGGGGCGCGGGGCGGCAGGACGAGUGGUACUUCGUGUCGCCGAGGGCUCGCAUGUACGGCAACGGCGUGCGGCCGGCGCGGAAGACGCGGGACGGCCGCGGGCGGUGGAAGGCGUCCACGGCCACCAAGGAGGUGGCCCAGGUGGUGGUCCGCAACGGCGUCAAGUUCUGCAAGAGCGUGCUCAACUACUUCGAGGGCAACCCCAAGAAGGAGACCAGAACCAAGUGGAUCAUGCUCGAGAUCACCGUCCCCGAGUACGAGGUCAAGCUCGACAGGCCCGGCGCAAGGAACAUUUUGGACGAGUACGUCAUGUGCAAGAUUUACGUGUCCCCGCAGCACAAAAAGAAAAGCGACGACGACGACGAUGACGACGUGGAAGGCACCAGCUCGGCGUGCGAGGAGGGGGAAGAAGCCUGCUCCUCCACGCAGCACGGCCAGGUCACGGCGGAGCCCGACUUGUCAGAUAAGCAAGCCGGCAAGCGGCCCAUGGUCGAGCAGCCGCUGCAGCCCGCCCGGAAGCAGGCCCGCCGAGGGAGCCUAAGCAUUGGGUCCACGCAAUCGAGCUGCUCCACCAGCAACGCCGCCGCCCCGACGGGACUGUGCUACGGUGGUGGACCGGGCGCACAGUAUGGCCUGCAGCUGCAGCCCCCAGCGACGAUGCAGCGCCCGGCAGGCGCACACAGCGGCCAGGCGCCAGCGACGCCGCCGGCCGGCGCGUGCGGUGGCCGGGGACUUGGAGGGCAGAUGCCAGCGCUAAGGCCGGUGAUAUAUCAGCCGUUCUCGGACCUGACCGGUGCCCCCUUGGGCCAGAUGGAGAUGGCGACGGUGACGCGGCCUCCGAACCCGGCGGCCAGGCGGCCGAGCUUCCCGGGGAGCCCGCCGCCGCGGAGCCCGGGGGCGGCCUCCAUCUUCAGGCCGCAGGUGUCCCUGAAGUGCUUCUACGACCAGAACUACCGAGCCGUGCCGCAACCGCCGGCCCACGCGUUCUCGGCGCAGCUGCAGAGGCAGGACGCGUUCCUGCCGCCGCAGCAGAUGCAGCCUUUCUUCAUCGGCGACGCCAGCCGUCGCGCGGGGGCCGCCGCGAUCCCUCGCGGCCCGCCUUACAACGGACACCCUUAUUACCAGCCGCGCGGGUCGUUGACGCCGGCGGCGGACGGUCGCGGUGGAGCAGCGAUCGCGGGGACCGGCGCGCCGCGCCUCAACGUCAAUGCAGAGCAAUAUUUUGUGGAUCUGGCCACGAUCAAUCCGUUCCUCGCCGAAGGGUGUACGCAGCGGGCGCCGGCGCCGGCCCGCCUGGUCGACUCAUCCUCGCCCACGCCCGUGCCGGCCGGUGCUGCGGAAGUGGAAACCGAGACGGGGGCAACGUCAGGCUUGAACACGCACGACGCCGCCGCUUAG
Messenger RNA from Panicum virgatum (switchgrass), 1569 nucleotides. Its product is annotated as NAC domain-containing protein 2-like. Gene Ontology annotation, molecular function: DNA binding. Gene Ontology annotation, biological process: regulation of DNA-templated transcription. The transcript is spliced from 3 exons. The record is from RefSeq and is a predicted model, not a curated record. The coding region runs from base 1 to 1569 and encodes 522 amino acids. NCBI's taxonomy places the organism in Eukaryota, Viridiplantae, Streptophyta, Magnoliopsida, Poales, Poaceae.